Manihot esculenta (cassava) is the source of this 2746-nucleotide messenger RNA. Its product is annotated as mitogen-activated protein kinase kinase kinase 7. The coding region runs from base 397 to 2493 and encodes 698 amino acids. Gene Ontology annotation, molecular function: protein kinase activity; ATP binding. The record is from RefSeq and is a predicted model, not a curated record. The transcript has a single exon. Lineage: Eukaryota; Viridiplantae; Streptophyta; Magnoliopsida; Malpighiales; Euphorbiaceae. Gene Ontology annotation, biological process: protein phosphorylation.
AACUCAAAAAACCUAGUGACAACUGUUGGGGGCUAAAUUAUUCUCCUCCUUACCCUAAAAUCUUCCAUUAGCAAACUCAAUUUUCUAAGGAACACAAGUUCCUGUUUCUAAAUUCAGUUAAAGAUUACAUCUCAUUCCUUUUCAAUUUAAACAAUAAUAACAACAAUACCAGCUUGAUGCCAUUCUGUCUCGUUUCUUACAUAAUUAAUUGUUGAUGGGAUCCCAGUUACUUCCCAUUUUGUAAUGGUGAAGGAAAUUGUUGAUUUCUGCCAAUAAGAAUCUGGUAGAAAUCAGCAAUUUUCCUCUUUCUUUCUUUCUGUCUUUCGAUACCUCUUCAACGCUCAAGGUCAUUGUUCCAACUUUUUCUUUUUGUUUUCAAUCUCAUUUGCAGAUAGAAUGGAACAAUUCAGGCAAAUUGGAGAGGUAUUGGGAAGUUUGAAGGCAGUGAUGGUAUUUCGUGACAAUAUCGAAAUCAAUCAACGGCAAUGCUGCUUGUUGCUUGAUAUGUUCAACUCUGCAUAUGAUUCAAUUGCAGAAGAGAUGAAGCAGAAUCUGAAAUUUGAGGAGAAACACACCAAAUGGAGACUACUAGAACAACCAUUGCGUGAGAUUUAUAGAAUAUUCAAAGAAGGAGAAGGCUACAUCAAGCAAUGCUUGGAAACCAAGGACUGGUGUGCAAAAGCCAUUGUUCUUUCUCAGAAUACAGAUUGUGUCCAGUUUUAUAUCCACAAUUUACUUACCUACAUUACAAUCGUUAUCGAAGCAAUCGAAACCGUCGGAGAAUUUUCAGGGUGGGAUCAGGAUGAGGUACAGAAGAAGAGGCUUCUGUAUUCCAACAAAUAUCAGAAGCAAUGGAGAGAUCCACAGCUAUUUCAAUGGAGAUUUGGCAAGCAGCACCUCAUUACUCAGGAAUUGUGUGAACGUUUUGCCUCGGUUUGGAAAGAGGAUAGGUGGAUUCUCCUUAACAAAAUCAGGGAAAAAAAGAUCUCAUGCUCAUCAAAGUAUGAGCGACAACUAGCAGAACUACUUUUAAAAAAUCUAGACGGAUCAGAACAUCAGAACAAGAAACUCUUACCUAGUUCAAUCCUGGUUGGGUCGAAAGAUUACCAGGUAAGAAGACGCCUUGGCAGUGGGAGCCAAUACAAGGAGAUUCUGUGGUUGGGUGAAAGCCUUGCAAUUAGACAUUUCUUUGGAGAAAUUGAACAUCUUGUUCCUGAAAUUUCUUCACUGUUGUCUCUUUCCCACACAAAUAUAUCUCAUUUCUUAUGCGGAUUCGCCGACGAGGAAAAGAACGAGUGUUUUUUGGUUAUGGAACUAAUGCAUAGAGAUCUCAGCAGCUACAUCAGAGAGAUUUGCGGUCCGAGAAAGAGAAUUCCUUUUUCUCUUCCUGUUGCAUUGGAUCUUAUGCUUCAAAUUGCCAGAGGAAUGGAGUAUCUUCACUCUAAGAAAAUUUAUCAUGGGAAGUUAAAACCUUCUAACAUUCUUGUUAAACCAAGAAAUGUAAGCUCAGAAGGGUACCUGCAUGCCAAGGUUUCAGGGUUUGGACUCUCAUCAGUUCAGAAAUUCUCACCUAAAAACUCUUCAAAUCAGAAUGAAACUCUCCCAUUCAUCUGGUAUGCGCCAGAAGUAUUGGAAGCCCAAGAACAGGCAGGAAGUACACGAAAUUCAAAAUAUACAGAAAAAUCAGAUGUAUACAGCUUUGGAAUGGUGUGCUUUGAACUUGUGACUGGAAAAGUUCCAUUUGAGGACAGUCAUCUUCAAGGAGACAAAAUGAGCAGAAACAUUCGAGCAGGAGAAAGGCCAUUGUUCCCAUUAAAUUCACCAAAAUUUGUGACUAACUUGACAAAGAGAUGUUGGCAAGCUGAUCCAAAUCAACGACCGAGUUUCUCAUCCAUCUGCAGAAUCCUUCGCUAUGCGAAACGUUUCCUUGCUAUGAACCCUGAUUAUAAUAGAGAACCAGACCCACUUAUGCCAGCAAUGGACUAUGGUGACAUGGAGUCAAAUCUUGUAAAGGAAUUUCCAUCUUGGAAUGCAACCAAUUCAUCUGCAAUAGCGCAAAUUCCAUUUCAGAUAUUUGUUUAUAAAGUUUAUGAGAAAGAAAAAACAAGAGCAACUCAGAAAGAACCUUCAGAAUCAGGAAGUGAUAAAGCUUCAGUCAGUGGGGAUGAAAACAUCAACUCAAUGGAUGAUCCAUUUCCAUCAUCCACAUUACCAUCACCCACUGAAAGGAAGUUCUUAACAUCACCUGACCACACGAACAGAAAACCACGCCCCUCAAGGAAACCCACAGAUCUGAAAAUAAGUAGACAACCAGGUAAAGUUCUCAUUGAUAUUGGUCAUGCAGGGACAGCAAAAGGAGGUUGUAAACCUCCACAACUGACAUCUCGUGGGCGUGGUUUGAGAAUGAACUCGGAAAGCCAGCUGAUUAUGACUAGCCCAAGAUUAAGGAGGUCAUCUUCUGGUCACGCAUCAGAUUCAGAGCUCUCUGCAUAAUUGUUGCUUUAUCCUUUAUAACCACUUCUCCUGUAGUCCACCAUAGUCUUUGCAUUUCAAGGCUCAAAUAUGUUAAGAAAGUGCAUAAUUGAAGUGAAUCCAAACGUGUAGACCUAUAAUCUAAAGGUUUCGGGAUCAAAUUUACUGGCUUAUUUCUUGGAAUAUUUUAAUUGGACACUUAUUUCAGCCCAAAUCAGAGUUUUAAGUAAUUUAAUUUACCCAUAGAUUUAAUUGGACAAUUUUCCUUUCCUAU